Messenger RNA from Fusarium verticillioides 7600, 3752 nucleotides. RefSeq lists its product as hypothetical. Lineage: Eukaryota; Fungi; Ascomycota; Sordariomycetes; Hypocreales; Nectriaceae. Gene Ontology annotation, biological process: phosphorylation; phosphorelay signal transduction system. The coding region runs from base 1 to 3645 and encodes 1214 amino acids. Gene Ontology annotation, molecular function: phosphorelay sensor kinase activity. The transcript has a single exon. The record is from RefSeq and is a predicted model, not a curated record.
AUGGAGUCUGACAUCGCACAUGAUCUCGACAAGUUGAACAUUCGCGAUAUCCUCAACGCAGACUCACGACCAACGUUUAUUAUCGAUCUUGAUCCUGAUGAUGAGACACCACUACGCUCAAAGGCUAUCCAGCCUGUGUUUUGCAACAGUGCACUCGCCACGCAUGAAAGACUCCUAGAUGCUGUGCGCGGUGAGCAGAGCGAGAGUGAGUAUGGAGAGUUCAAGACUUGGGCUACAGGAAUUACAAAGCAGGAUGACUCAAAGGAUGUGUUUCCGUUGUUCUUUCUGUACAAGGGUUUGCUUUGGACGGGGUCGACGGUUGGCAAGAGAUGGAGGUUGAUUAGUGGGAAUCGACUUUGGCAGCAUCCUGAUACGCCGGCGAGUUUGUCGUCGAGUGCGCUUUCAAGAGCGAGUACGCCGAGUCUCAAGGAGCAGGAUACCCCCAAGGGUGAGGUUGCGAAAACGCCGAAGCAGGAGCCUGAGCCGAAGGACGAGACCGUCGAUGAUACGACGCUUGAGAUGACCCCGACGGAAGCAACACUAAUAGCAUCGACACCGCGAAAAUUCCCCUUCCGAUCUUGGUGGAGAGGCAGUACCUCCAAGGGAAGUUCAGAUCGCAACACGGGCAGUUCAAGCAGCGGCUCCAUCAUCCUAGGCAAGCCCGAAAAAGCCGUCGCAGACUGGACAGUCACGAACCCCAAAGGUCUCCUAUCACCAUACAUCCGCCUCCUCCGCGCCAUAGACUGGUCCUCCACACCCCUAGGUCCCAUGUCAACAUGGUCCCCCGAACUCCGCCAAGUAGCGAAUCUCGUAAUCAACAACCCUCACCCCGCGAAUAUCUUCUGGGGCAGCGACAUGACGAUGCUCUACAACGAAGCGUACGCCGUUACAUUCGCCGGGAACAAGCACCCAUCUAUGCUCGGCACAGGAGCGUCGGGGCCGUGGUCUGAAGCUUGGGAUGUUCUUGGACCGGCGCUACAAGAGGUUGUGAGGACAGGCGUGAGCUUUCGAAGCGAUAACAAUGAUCUGGCGUUGUUUAGGAGGGGGUUCUUGGAGGAGACGCAUAUUUGCUGGUCGCUUACGCCGCUGUAUGGUGGGACGGAGAGGAUCGUGGGAUUUUACAAUGCGCCGUUUGAGACGACGGAUUUGGUGUUGAGUCAGCGACGCAUGGGAACGAUCAACAAGGUGAGUGAAUCGUUGAGGAAAGCGACGAGUAUCAAGAGUUUCUGGAAGUCUGUUCUCGAUGGUCUUGAGGAUAAUCAUCGAGAUGUCCCGUUUGCACUUCUAUACUCUGUCGGCGAGGCUGAAGAAGCAGAUCAUCAGUCUAGUUCGUCGGGGAGUACGAUAUCAAGCAAGUCUUGUUAUUUGGAGGGAACGAUUGGAAUACCGCUUGGACAUGAUGCUGCUCCGGAGCAGAUUGAUCUCAAGAGGAGUUAUCGGGGAUUUGUGCCUUCGUUUCGAGAGGCGAUGCGGACGAGGGAGCCUACGCUUGUGAGGAUACGAGAUGGAACAUUGCCUGAGGACCUACUGCAUGGGAUUCAGUGGAGAGGAUUUGGAGAGGCUGGGACGGAGGCGAUUAUCUUUCCGGUGAGACCUACGAAUGGUGAGACGGUGCUGGCGUUUCUCGUGCUGGGUGUCAAUCCGAGGAGGCCGUAUGAUGAGGGAUAUAUUUCCUUUGCAACGCUGCUGAACAACCAACUCGCUACUUCACUAGCCUCUACCAUUCUUUUCGAAGACGAGACUCGACGAGGUCGCGAUGCCGCAGAAGCAGCAGCGCUUGAGAAAGAGGAACUCACCCAACAAUUGGACCUUCAAGCGAGUCGUCUUCGAAGAAUGACGGAGUUAUCCCCAUUAGGAAUGUUUCUUACCAGCCCAGAGGGUAUUCUCCGCGAAGCAAAUGAUCGCUUCUACGAAAUGACAGGCCAUAGUCGCGAUACACAAGGCGAUGUAUCCUGGGCAGAUCUCAUGAAAAACUCCGGUAGUGUAAUGGAACAAGGAUGGCAUCGCCUAACGCAGGAUAUGCUCCCCUGGUCAGGAGAAGUCAAACUCCGAGAAAGUUUCGAAAAUCCCGUCAACAUCCACGGGGAACCUAUCGACUUUUGGGUCCUCGUCACAGCGCAUCCUGAAAUUACCCCCAGUGGAACUUUGCGGUCUAUCAUGGGAUCCAUAACGGAUAUAUCUCAUCUCAAAUGGGCUCAAGGAUUGCAGAAUCGGAGAUUGCAAGAGGCAGAGGAAACGAGACGUCAGCAGAAUGAAUUCAUCGACAUAACAUCCCACGAGAUGCGAAAUCCUCUGAGUGCAAUUCUCCAAUGCGCUGAUGACAUCACCUCUGCGAUGCAAGCAUGCCGCACCAACGGGAUCGCAGCGUCACAGGAAGCUAUUGAAUCAUGUCUUGAUGCAUCGCAGACAAUAGCGCUUUGUGUUCAGCAUCAAAGAUCAAUCGUGGACGAUAUUCUCACCGUUUCAAAACUUGAUUCUAAUCUUUUGCUCAUCACGCCGGUGGUGUGUCAGCCACAAGCUAUCGUUGAGAGAGUAGUCAAGAUGUUUGAGUCAGAGAUGCUAGCGAAGGAUAUCACGCUUGAGAUCGACAUCAGUCCUGAGUUUGAGACGUUAGCUGUUGAUUGGGUUGCCAUGGAUCCAAGCCGUGUUCUGCAGAUCCUUAUCAAUCUCAUGACCAACGCUAUCAAAUUCACGGCCUCUUCUGUAAAGCGGCUGAUUAAAGUCGCCGUUGGAGUGUCGAAGAAUCCACCCGAGAUUCACAACAUUCCUGGCUUUGCGUUUGCGCCUACGAGGGGUGAGAUCGGUAGUGUCGUUGGCUCCGAUGAAUGGGGUUCUGGAGAGGGUCUGUACGUGAGGUAUAGAGUGCAGGAUACAGGCUGUGGAUUGACCGACGAUGAGAAAACGCGGCUGUUUCAACGAUUCAAGCAGGCUAGUCCACGAACACACUACAAAUACGGUGGCAGUGGUCUUGGACUGUUUAUAUCGAAACGACUGGCAGAGCUACAUGGCGGUCGAAUCGGCGUUGCCUCUACAGCCGGCAAAGGAAGUGACUUUGGUUUCUACAUUCAAGCUCGGCGAUGUCUACCACCCAGCGAACAAACCUCCCCCCAGCCAAUCCUCUCCGAAACACCAUCCACUACAAACCCUACCAACAAAACAGUCCACCUAUUAUCCCCCAACCCCUCCGCCCGAACCCGCCGUGAAAGCAUCCUCGCCGCCGUCUUCACCCCCUCCUCCCUAACAAUCCACAUAGUCGAAGACAACCUCAUCAACCAAAAAGUGCUAGUUAACCAACUCCGCAAAGCAGGCUGUACCGUAAGCGCCACAAACGAUGGUCUCGAAGCGCUAGAGUUUCUCAAAAAGACGCAUUUCUUUAAAGCGGGGGGAUCGGAUUUAUCAGUUGUGCUUAUGGACUUGGAGAUGCCGAACAUGGAUGGGUAUCAGUGUGUAAGAGAGAUAAGAAGGUUGGAGAGUGAGGGGUUGAUCAAGAAGCAUGUUCCUGUUAUUGCGGUUACGGCGAAUGUGAGGGAUGAGCAGAUUCGGAUGGCGUUGGAUUGUGGGAUGGAUGAUCUUGUUUCGAAGCCUUUUAGGAUUCCGGAGGUUAUGAGUAAGAUUGAGGGGUUGUUGAAGAAGUGUAAUGGGUAAUUGGCAUGGUGACUUUUGGAGCAAGUGGUUACUUCGAGGUUAGAUUUUGUUUAUGAGCAUUUGGCGUUAUGUGAGAGCAAUUCAAUUCAGCUGGCCCAUCAGCAGUC